Molecule: messenger RNA, 7579 nt
Organism: Triplophysa rosa
Lineage: Eukaryota; Metazoa; Chordata; Actinopteri; Cypriniformes; Nemacheilidae
Gene: csrnp2
Product: cysteine-serine-rich nuclear protein 2
Exons: 4
Coding region: 2988-4601 (537 amino acids)
Biological process (GO): regulation of transcription by RNA polymerase II
Cellular component (GO): nucleus
Molecular function (GO): DNA-binding transcription factor activity, RNA polymerase II-specific; sequence-specific DNA binding
Source: RefSeq, a predicted model, not a curated record
UAUGACAAAGGUUUAUGUUUCCCUUCUGAUUUGGCUUUCCUUAUAGCCUUGCCUAUAUGGAAAAAAAGAGAAAAAGUGUUUGUUCAUUGGACUGCUUGCAACACAGCAUUACCAUUUUCUGCUCUGUCAUAUGCCAUUCUGUGUAUUUGUUCCAUCUUAUUAGAAUAUGAAAUCACGAGACAAAUUCUCUAUAAUUUGUCAUCUCAAUCGUAUUGGCUGAGACUUUACAACACCGCCUUCAUGUGUUGUGUUUAUACAGGAACUGUGUAAUACAAACAUACAUGUGAUUUAAUUGUGUUUACACGUCACUAUAAUUCAUUGUAAUAUGUGUAGCAUAGGCACUGUAAUGUGGAGUGUGACGUCAUAUUGUAGUAAUUCAUCCACUUCCUGCAUUGUUAGACCCUUUUAAAUCCUCAGCUGCAGGGUGGGCAUGGGAAGUGCUCAAUGGAUGCACCCAUUGGAAAGGUGUUUUGGACGAUAAGAAAUCGCAGCGUCACCAAUGCAUGGUUUGUCAAAAAAGCAGGAACCAAAAGAAGACUUGACAUUUGUGUGUCAUAUUUCUACCGUGGGCUAUUUCAGUGCAGACCAGCCAAACUGGCUGAUGAGUUGUCAGUAUUCUUAGGCGGUUGUUCAUGCUUGCUUUCCAAGCAAAUAGGCCACAGGAUGUAUGUCACGAGCUGUUUUCAAGCAUAUUGCAGCAUUGCAAUACGGUCCCUGCUUUUCGGUUACCUGCGAUGGAUUUAUUUAGUUCAUUUAAUGUUAACCUUGCUUUUCCUCCAGUUUUUGGAAUCGUGCAUUGCUUUGUGUGGCGCUUUCAAGAAUAAGGGGAAGCUGUUGCUGAACACUGCCUGCGAAUAUGUCUGGGAUGUGUAAAUGAUAUCAUAUGACAUUACAAUGUAGAGACGUAGGGCUGUGUAGACGUGGGUUUUGUGAUAUGCAUUAGAUUCCAUUUCCUGCAGACCCGUAAAUAUAGGCUAAACAUUAGGGUGUACCAUCUUAACUAGUAAUGCAUUUUAAUAGUGAAGUCUAAGUAGAUUCGAGGUCCAUAUAUGUGCUUUCACAUGUCACAGAACAUGACUCAACGGUAGUUACGUGUUUCUUACAUCUGUAAUAGUCUUUUCAUCUGUAAUAGUGACAUUUAAAUUACACACAGACACGAGUUUGUUUUGAUUUCUCGAGAUGAUUGUGGCAUGUGGCAUUGUAAAAAAACGAACUGCAAAUCUUUCUUGGACAGGAUCAAUGGCAUUAAAAAUACUAAUCUAUUGUCGCUUGUUGUGUAUAAUUAUGAUGUUUUACCGCAUAGACCGUAUGUGAUAUGUUGUAACAUAUGUGCUUUUAAGACACUGCGAGUAUACAUGGCGCUGUCCAAUAUUUGUAAAGUACUCACAAUUUGGCUACAAGUCCGAAGAGACCUCUUGGCAUGCAUCACUUGGUUCACAUUAACUGAAGGACGACCUACAGCAUGAUUCGCUGGCAGCUCACAUGUGUGCAAAGCACCAUAAAACCGUUUCAGAACUGACGUUAUAGUGCAUCAUCAAUUAAUUCAUUAUAAAAAGCAAGGCAUUGCUCCUUGAGCAAAAAAUGGACUGCCUUGUUUCUUAGCAUCUCUUGUUUCUAUGGAUACGGUUCAUUCAAAGACAUUGUAAUGCAGAAAUGCAUAGUUCUCAUUUCGACACGUUGUUUUAAUAUAACAGUGUUUGUAGCAGCUGCAUUUGAUCGCUGCUUUUGAUGUUUCAAGGUCGAUAAGUGAUAUAACGCAUGCAGAUGUUGCCGUUUUAUGCAGACUCAUACCUGAAUUAAAGGAAUAGCUCAGCCAAAUAUGAAAAUCCUCAGUUUAUGGCAUCCCAGAUCUAUAUGACUUCCUUUCCUCAGUUGAACACAAAUUAAUCAAAAGCAAAACGCCACAUCAGUGAAAGAAAACGGUUAAUAUUUGAAGCAUAAAUAUUGAUUGAUACAUCUUGGAUCCAUGUAAACAAACUGAUCCAUGUGCUAGAUUUUAAUAUAGUGGCACUUGAAUAACUUUGAAUCUCAUUGGUUCUCGUAUGUCUUGUGACAAAUUGUCACAUGUGUGUGUGUUUUGUCACAAGACAGUCAAGGUCCAAUUACUAUUUUUAUUUAUAUAAACAUGCCAAAAGUUUUUCAUAUUUGGGUGAACUACUCAUUUACCCACCCCUAUUAUUAAACAUCUUAUGAAAAUGACUAAACGCAUGUAAUGCCAGAUAUAGCUUAAUAUAAUCUCUUUUGUGAUCAUCAUCAUUAGAAUUAAGCAGACUGAUCUUAUUUUUGAUCUCACAAAUAUAAUUCAUAACUCUAUUUUCUAGACAAAGUUGAUCCUUCCUCAAAGCUAAACAGCCUAGUUCUUUUAACCCACUAAAAAGCCACAGACUGUUUAAAAAUAGUGUUUAAUCAUGAAGAAAAUCAGGCAUGGAGCGCUCAAAGCAGCUGUAUUACACAGUUCCCUCAGGCUAACGAGGUGGCUUGAUCAAACGUCCUGACUCGGGCUUGUGUGACCUCUCUGGUUUGACUUAACUGGUCUUGUCACAGGCUUGCAAAGGCCUGUUGUUUGUAAGAUUUAAUGGAGUAAGAAGAUGCAGUUUUUCUGAGCCUCUUUGGCUUUCCCAGUUGCCAUGGUGAUGUUUUCAGUCUCUGUGAUUUUUAAGCAGGACUGUGAGAUGGAGAAAGUAAAUGAUUAGGUAGAAAAUGUUGCAUGUGACCUUUUUUGUUGUUAAUUGGUUGCGUUUUGGUGACCGUGGCUUCCAGAAUUUCUAUUUGUGCAAGACCGCUUUAUUAAAGUUAAUGGCCAAGUUGAUUUUUAUGUCUAAAUAUUUCGUAAGUUAUAUUUUGUUUAUUUCUAACUUAGCACUUUUAAAAAGCUUAUGUUUGAAUGAUUUUGUAGGAGUGCAAAACAGUUUAUUUAAAAUGUCAUUUUUAUACCUCAUUUUCAGUAUGCACAUCUAAAAAUCUAAGAUUGGCUCAUUCUAGUGUUCAUGCACACACUCUGUCAGUCUGCCCCCAGACGCUGUGUUUCCAUGGAGACAUUGUUAUCUCGUGGCCUGAAGCGCAAUUUCGAGGAUGUGGACAGCGGUUCGCCGUGUUCCACACCCAAAGAUUCGGAUGAUGACAUCUCCAGCAGUGACAGUGCAGAUAGCUGCGACAGUCUCAACGCUCCCUCCAGCUCUCUCGCACCUCCCUCCAUUCUUAGAAGACACAAAGCCUCUUUGGGUCGUAAACAGGUUCGCUUCGAUGCAGUGACGGUCUACUACUUCUCCAGAAAACAAGGCUUUACCAGCGUGCCCAGCCAAGGUGGCAGCUCCCUGGGCAUGGCACGGCAUCACUGCGCCAUCCGCCAUUACACCCUUGGCGAGUUUGCACGAGAACAAGAAAGUAGCCACAAGCUCGUACUGCAUCAGCAUCUACGUCAAGAAAAGCUCAACGCUCGCAAGUUAAAGCUGACAAGGAAUGGAACUGUAGAUAGUCCAGAAGCAGAGCUUCUUACGCUGGAUGACAUAUCGGAUGAGGAUCUGGAUGUGGAAAGCGUAGAGGUGGAUGACUGCUUCUUUCUUCAGCCUCUACCUACCAAGCGGCGCAGGGCGCUACUGAGGGCCUCGGGCAUUGCCCGGAUAGACACAAGGGAGAAGGCUGAGCUGCGCACAAUACGUCUGUCCCGUGAGGAGUGUGGCUGCGACUGCCGCUUCUACUGUGACCCUCGACACUGCGGCUGCAGCCAGGCUGGAAUCAAAUGCCAGGUGGAUCGGAUGUCCUUCCCAUGCGGUUGCACCCGUGACGGUUGUGGUAACACCGCUGGACGAAUUGAGUUCAAUCCUCUUCGUGUACGUACACACUAUCUCCACACAAUCAUGAAGCUUGACCUGGAAAAAAGAAGUAUGCUGGGUGUUCGGUCAGGAGAAGAUUGCGUAGAAGAGGCAGAGCUGGUUUCCUCACCAUCCCUGUCCCUAUCGCCCUUGGAAUCAGAUGUGGAAGUGGAAACCCAGAGUAUCCAGGAACUGCAAGAGGAACAGUGUGACAGUCUAGAAAGUGAGAACGAAACAGCCGUGCUCCACCUGCAGAGCGCAGAGGAACUGGAAAGGAGGCGUGAACAGGAGGAGCAGCAGGUUGAGGAGGCGCAGACCGCUGAUCCGACCCUUUGCCUUCUGCAAGGGGCCUUGACCGAUCAGGCUAGCAUGGAGGACAUGGAAGGUGUUGAGGGAGUUCUUCUAGAAGGUCCUUUUCCCGAAGGUGCCACCUUGGUUUGCAUUACAGAGAACCAUGCGGAUGACCAGAGGCUUCUCAAAGACCCUGCUUCUGUCCUCUACUAUCAGGUUGGGCACUUGGAGACGGCUGCUUUUGAGACGCUUCCUGCUCAAGUAGAAGUGGUGAGCGACGCCGGGGAUUUAGAGGUGGAGAGCGGUCGGCAAAAACAAGAAACCUGCGGGCAGGACUCAGCCAAAAGUUUGUCUGCUGAAGUACCUCCGCCACCGGAGAGUAACCCGAACGGGGGCGAAGAACAGCUUUGUCCAGAACUGGCCUCAAAUGGCGAGGAAUGCCUUGAGACGUGCCUGGCGCUGGAUGAAAAGGCAGUACAGCUUCCUCCAGAAGUGUAGAGCCUAUCACCUCUGCAGAUGUUUUGCACAAGUUAGUCAUUAUAUUGAUAGAGAGCCUACUCCACACAGUGCGGUAUGUUACCAGACUGCAAUGUUGAUUAAUUGUUAAAAAAUACAAGUUAGCUACAUGAGUUUGUAUCAAAUUUAGUUGGCGAUAAGCAUGUACUGUGUUUGAAAUAGGUUGUCAGUGAAAUAAGUUAUUAAAAAGAAAAAAAUAGAAUAAUUUAUUCGAAAAAAAAUAAAAAAUAGGGGAGAUCCGUAUCGCUUCAUUAUUUGAUACUGGUGGACAUCGUGGCCUUCAUGUCGAGGAACAAGCAUUUUCAGGAAUAACCAGUGGCUUCCUAAGGCAUUUCAAGUAGAGUUUCUGGUAGAGCACCCCAAUAAAUAAUUGGCACUGUAAAAAUAAAAGCAUACUAAUGCUGCAUUCAUGUCUUAUCUAAAUUAGCGCAGUUCAUUCACAUUAAAUUCAUGCCAAAAUGUAUCUAUGUGCGCCUUUGUUUUUGAUGACCGAAAAAAUGACUUUAGCGGUAAAACAUUUGCGGUAAAUAUCCUAGUUUCAACUUGUAAUUGUGAGUUUUGACAAAGAUUUCAAUACUCGUAAUUACAAUUAUUCUGACAUGACAUGAAUGCACCAUUAGUAAUCUGCAUAUAGCUAUUGCUAAUUCAAUGCUAACGCUAAGAGAGGGGUCGCUUAAAGUGGGUGUUUGUAGCAUCCUUUCCUGUGAAAAGACUCAAAUGAUCCUGGAAAUACUUGGUUUUCAUGUACUGUAUAAGCGUUUAGCCAAGAGCUAGCAUGAAGAUGAGUGAAAAGCUGCUUGUUCUCCAUAUGCACGUUGAAAACUUGAUUCGUUUGAAAUUGGUGGACGGGGAUCAAUGAAUGUGCAAGCCAUUUGCACAGCAGACAACGUUUGAAGCUGUAGCCUACCGUCCCAGUCCAUGGACGUUUAUUUAUUUACAACCGCUUUGUAUUGUGAGGGCGAGGACAAUGUGCGAUUGUGUUUGAAGAUUAGUGUCAUCUACAAUCAUCUAAGUUUUAGUUUAUUUUUAUUUUUUUAAACAUUGUAUUAGUUGUUUAGGGGUGAAUGAGAUCUUACACCUUUUAAUGCACAUCAAGCCUUUAAAGAUAACAGAAGAGCAUCUAGCUGUACUGAUGGUUGAAUGUGAAAAUUUAGUCCCGUGUAUGGGUGAAUCUUAUGGAAACAUUUUACCCCAAAAUGUGAUUUUAAUGAUUUUGCAUUAAGAAGAAAAUAUAAAGACAUUUUUGAUAUUGGUCUAUUGGUUAUAUUUGUGUCGUCAAAACGUCAUAAUGCAGAAACACGUAAUGGUCUUUACAUUUUUUUUAAUAUAAUUUCUUCAAUUUUGGGUUAAAUAUGACAGCUUGAACGUUUUCAUGAGAUUCUAUGUGUUAAAUAUUAAGUGUACCUAAAAUUAUUUUUAUUGUUUAUUGUGGACUUAUAUGUAUAACAUGGCAAGUGAAAUUUGGGGGAGAGGUUGAAUGUCAUAAUGUUGACUUGAUGUCACAUGAUCCCUUAAUCCCUUAAUUUGUCACACUGGACUACAUUUUUAACAGGACCGGUAUUUAUGAUGGGCUGAUUUUACUUACCUGUCAACAGUGCACCUUGUUUUAAAUGUCCAAACUCUGUGAAAACCAACCCCUCCUUUCUUCUGUUGUGUGCACCUGUUGUUUUAGAAUAUAAAUAAUGUUGUUAAAUUUUUUUAUAAAGAUGCUUUUGUUAAAAGUCUUUUAGAUUGUUUACUUUUGUUUAACAUCAGUUAAAGACAUAAUUUGAAUUGUUAUAUAAAUGAAAAAAUGCGGUAUUCAAAUAGUAUAACAAAUUCUGUGAUGUUGCUAAAUUAUUUAAACAUAAGAAAUGCAAGAAAACAGUCUUUUGCUGUGUGCGUGUGUGUGUCGGAAAGGUUUGUGAGAUGAACCAAAUCUGUGAGUGCAGUAUGACAUCUUCAUAUUUCAAAAGGUGCUCUUGUUUUAGUUUUUAAAUAUUCCUAUUAACAGUGUAUGUAGAAAAAAUAAACUUAAUUUAAAAAUAGCAGAUCAUCGUCUCUCAAGAGGGUUACAUUUUAACAUUGAAAACGACUAAUAUUGCAGUUAUCUGUCUGAAUUGGGUUUACUUGCAACACCCUCACAGGUUAAAUGUAUCGUUAGAUUAGCUAAAAUGAAGUAUAAUAAGGCUAAUCACAAAUUAUUUAGCAUGAUUGUUCCUAUGUAUAUCUUACCAUUGUAAAGCCCCAAGCAUUACGCUGGAUAUUCAUACCUAAAUUUGCAAUAAUUUAGAGCUUUUCAAAAGACCAAUAAAACUAGAAGGAUUUUUGUUGUUUUAUAUAUUUACUGUGAUGAUAUGUUUUUUUACUUUGAGUAUGCCUCAUUGUUUGUUAGCAUGUCUCUAUGUAUUGGUUUACUAAUUGGUGUUAAUGUUCUGGCUCCAUGUGUGCGGUUUCUGUCUGUUCUUUGUAUCAAACACGUAGAAAGAAAAUACCACCUGAUGGAUCCCAUAAAUGGGUGGUCUAUGGACCAAAACAUGUUAUACAGAGUCGGACAUUUCAGAAAGCUUUGUUCACUGCUUUAAUGUAAUCAUGCUACAGUCCAGUGGUCUAAAACCUUUGAAGCGGAGGUUUCAAUGUCGCCCAUGCUUAAUGCACCCAUUGCUGACGUGCAAAGCAACAUUUUGCUCAUUAAUUUUUGUCAGAUGUGAUUUUUUUUCCGAUACCACCUCCAUCUUGAUGUACACAGAUGUGAGACCACUACACUUACUGAAGUCCAACUUGCAUUAUGAUUGUAUGUGCUUAUGUUUGCGUGUGUGUGCGUGUGUGUGUGUAUUAGAGGUGCUUUAUUAAUAGGGCUGAAUGGAGAUUAAUUCUACUGUAAGAGUGACUUAUGCUAUCUGUUGCCUACAGACAAAACAUACAAAGUUUUAUAUGAAUGUGAGUGACAUAAAAUCUCAAAUAAAACAAAUUGAAAAUGU